AUGGAUGAAGAGCUCCCACAGAAGACGGUGUGGCAGCAGCGGCCGCAGCCCCUGAGGCUGCGGCCGUCUGUGCUGCAGCAGCAGCAGCAGCAACGCGUGCAACAGCAGCAGCAGCAGCAACAGCAGCAACAGCAGCAACAGCAGCAGCAGCAGCUGCUGCUGCCCCCGGGGCCUUCGCUGGGCUCCAACGUGACGCUGGCUGCACCGCUUGCGUCUCCUCAGUCAGCAGCGUCAGCAGCAGCAGCAAACACAGUGCAGCCUGGGCUGCAGAGAAGCAGCAGCAGCAGCAGCAGCAGCAGCAGCAGCAGCAGUUGCUCCGCCCGCAGGAUCUUGUCGGCGUCAGCCUUUACGGGGGGCGUCGGCCCCUCGCUGCAGGUGCCGUGGGCGCGCAGCAGCAGCAGCAGCGGCAGCGGGCCUGCUGCUGCUGCUGCUGCUGCUGCACUCUUUGCUUCGGGACCUGCUGCUGCUGCUGCUGCUGCAGCACAGCGCCGACCCUCGACCGGCGCUUACAGGGGCAGGCUGCAGCCGCAGCUGUAUGUACACCCGAGGCCCUCGGCAAGCGCGGGCGCGCAGCGCCAAGGCCUGCAGCAGCAGCAGCAGCAGCAGCAACAGCAGCAGCAGCAGGAUGUCCGGUGUCCUGUAACUCGCCUGCUCACUAGCGCUGCUGCUGCUUCGGAUGUUGCUGCUGUGGCGUCUUCUCUGCAUGAGCUGCUGCAGCAGCAGCAGCAGCAGCAGGAAGAGCGGCAGGGCCUGUCUCAUCCGCUACUAUACAGGGAUCCUUCCACUGCUGCUGCUGCGGCACAACCUGCUGCUGCUGCUGCUGCUGCUGAUUUCUCGCUGCGCGUGGCAUCGGAGCAGCAGCUGCUGCUGCAGCAGGCGGCGCACCGCCGCCGCAGCUGCAGCAGCAGCUGCCGCUCAGCACCACAAGGCUCUGCUUCUGCUGCAUCCACGCGCUGGGAGAGGAAGCAGCAGCUGCAGCAGCUGCAGCAACUGCAGCAGCAGCAGAUUCAGCAACAGAGGCAGCAGCAGCAGUCGCAGCAGCAGCAGAUGCAGCAGAUGCAGCAGAUGCAGCAGCACUUGUUUCCUUCUCGCCACGAUGCACAGGAACAGCAGCAGCAGCAGCAGCAGCAGCAGCAGCAACAGCAGCAAAUUGAUCCUGGCGGCCUGCUGACACGCGCGUCUGCUGCUGGGCAUUCUCUGCUGGGUUUUGGCCGGCAGCUGGCGCGGAAUUUGCUGCGGGCGAGCCCUGCGCCAGCAGCAGCAGCAGCAGCAGCAGCAGCAGCAGCAGCAGGCGCUGAAGAUGGGCAGCGCAGCCCACAGCAGCAGCAGCAGCAGCAGCAGCAGCAGCAGCAGCAGCAGCAGCAGCGUGCUGCAUCUCGGACGCCCUCAGUCUGCUCCCUUAAAAGGUUUCUUGAAGUGCAGCCGCCCCCAAAGCGGAAGCAAAGUCGCACAGAUCCUGCUGCUGCUCUUGCGCUGCAGCAGGAUCAGCGGCAGCAGCAACUGCUGCUGCUGCAGCAGCAGCAGCAACAGCACGAGAAGUGGCAGGCGCUGCAGGCAAACGGCCUCCAGGCACAGCCACGCUGGCAGGAUUCUGGAUCUCCAGCAGCAGCAGCAGCUGCUGCUGCUGCUGCUGUGGCAGACACGGGCGUUGCUUUGGAGGGGCAGCAGCAGCAGCUGUUGCUGCUGCACUUGCAGCAGCAGCAGCUGCUGCACCGCUGCAGCCGCCACGGCUUCUCGCUGCACCGAGCGCGCCUUUCGCUGCGUCGUCUUGCUGCUGCCUUUGGAGAUGAGAAGGAGCUGCAGCUGCUGCAGCAGCACUACGAGCGGAUGCUGCAGCAGCAGAAACAGCAGCAGCAGCAGCAGCAGCAGCAGCAGGAGCAAGAGGGAAGUACUCAAAGAGGCCCCAAUGCGGACCAAACCUGUGAGGAACGGCGUUGUCAGUCCGAGCAGCAGCAGCAGCAGCAGCAGCAGCAGCAGCAGCAGCAUCUAACUACACAGUUGGGUGGGCGGUUCAUUUCUCUGCAUGCGCCGCUGCUGCUGCAGCGCGAGGAAGCAGUUGCUGCUGCAGUUUCAGCAGCAAACCAGUUGCUGCUGGUGCAAGAGUCUCAGGAACAUGAGCCUCUGCAGCAGCAGCAGUUGCAGCAAGGGCAGCGCCUGCAGCAACUGCUGCAGCAGCAGGAAUAUGGUAAUCAGCUUGUGCUGCUGCUGCAGCAAGUGGAGCAGCAGCAGGAGGCAGUAGAGGAGUCUCUCCGGCUGCUGCUGCAGCAGACAAAUACUGCUGCUAAAGCUGCAGCCAAUGCCGCAGCUACUGCUGCAGCAACUGCUGCAGCGGCACCGUCAGAUGCUGCGAAAGGAGAUGAAGCAGCACAAGAGGCUUUUGCUGUUAAGGCGCAGCAGCAGCAGCAGCAGCAGCAGCAGCAGCAGCACAAGGAAUCCAUAGGAACUGGGCAGCGGCGCCUGAGCUCGUGCAGCAGCCCCAGCACCAGCAGCACCGGUUGCUGCAGCAGUGUUGGCAGCAGCGGCAACAGCGGCAACAGCAGCAGCAGCAGCAGCAGCAGCAGCAGCAACAGCAGCAACAGCAAUAACAGCAAUGACGAAGAUACAGCCGGAGGCGUAUCUUGCGCCUCCACCGCUGCAGCACCGGACCAUGAGGCAGCAGCAAAUGAUGGCGAUGCUGCUGUUCUUGCUGCUGACGAAGCAGCAACAGCAGCAGCAGCAGCAGCAGCAACGGCUGCAGAAGCAGCAGCAGCAACAAGGCAGAGCCUGCGGUGGCAAGAUAUCUUAGGCGUCCCGCAGGGAACCGUUGCUGCCCUGCUGCCUGCUGCUGAUGACUCCGCAGCAGCAGCAGCAGCAGCAGCAACGACAGCAGCAGCUGCAGAAACGACAGCAGCAGCAGCAGCAGCAGCAGCAACAACAACAGGAGCAGCAGCAGUAGCUCCAGAUUUGUCGGGUCUUCGCGCCUAUCCGCAUCUGCUGCAGGCGUUGCUGUCUUUGCUGCCAGGAGAGUCGCCUACCCUCGGCGCCAUAAACUCCCUCAUUGCGACCUUCAAUGCCCUAGAUUUGCAGGGUCCUGCCGCUGCUGCUGCUGAUGCAGCAGCAGAGCCUCAACCAGGUCCUCUUGUGUACUGCCUCGAAGCGCUGCCCAUGGCCGCCAGGGAGCUGCAGAAGCUCAGCAGCAGCCAAAACGAAUUGCUGCAGAAGGCUCGAGAUGCUGAAACUCAUCUUCAGCGUCUUGUUAACCGCAUGCAGAGGCGACAGAAGCAGCAGCAGCAGCAGCAGCAACAGCAGCAGCAGCAGCAGCACGAAGCCACGCUGGUUGUCCCGGUGUAUGGCGAUGGAGUGGCGUAA
Messenger RNA from Eimeria necatrix, 3348 nucleotides. RefSeq lists its product as hypothetical. Gene Ontology annotation, molecular function: protein serine/threonine kinase activity. The transcript is spliced from 4 exons. Lineage: Eukaryota; Apicomplexa; Conoidasida; Eucoccidiorida; Eimeriidae. Gene Ontology annotation, cellular component: nucleus. The annotation marks the transcript as partial. Gene Ontology annotation, biological process: positive regulation of apoptotic process; intracellular signal transduction. The record is from RefSeq and is a predicted model, not a curated record.